UAAUAUCUCACAUAAAAGUGCUGGUGAAAAAAUAAUCUUUCAAAGAUCCCAGAAAAGACCUAGCCGACGCACUCAUCAAAACUUCUCGUAUUCUCAACGUCCAAUCACUGGUAUAGCGAAUUCCAGGAGCUACUUCUCUCAUUUUUCUACUGAAAUCUUCACUGAAACCGUUAGAUUUUUCAAUCUCAAACAGCUGAAGUUCUCAAUCUUUUGUGGAGAGGUACCCGUUGAAAUUUCAUUGUUGAUAUAUGUAAUGAGCUUGAACUGCAUACAUUGUGUAUUUUGUCAUGUUCUACUUUCAGCAACUCAGAGCACUUUCCAUGGUUUCUUCUUCGAUUAUUGCUGAUAACAAGUUCAAAUUAGUUCGAGUCUUGUACUGGCGAAUUGGGUUUUCCCCUGUUGCCUCAAAUCCUAGAUUUUAUCGAACUAAAAAGGCUCCCCAAUCGGAAGAAUGUGAAAAUUCUGGGGGGAAUUCGACUAAGGUUAAUAGAAACGGUCGUCGGAUUUCUCGGGCCACUAUGAAGGAGGCUCAGGCUGCGUUAUUGGAGUAUUUGAAUUCUACUAGAGGAAUUCAAUUAAUGGUUGCUGAGAAUAUGAGUAGAAAUUCGCCAACCUUUCUUGAAAAACUUCUGGAAAGAGUUGAACACGAGGGCGAUAUUGGGCGGUCAGUUUUGCGAUUUUUGCGCUACCAUCCGAUUAAUGAAUUCGAGCCUUUCUUCGAGAGUCUGGGCUUGCAACCUGCAGAGUAUAAUGCGUUUCUUCCACGCAAUUUGAUGUUCUUGAAUGAUGAUGAUUUAUUGCUUCAGAACUAUCUUGUGUUGUGUAGCUAUGGAAUUGAACAAAAUAAGAUAGGAAAGAUAUACAAGGAGGCAACUCAGAUAUUUCAGUGUGAUUAUGGUGUUUUGCUGUCGAAAUUAAAAGCAUAUGAAAAACUUGGUCUCAGCCGAGCUACCGUAGCUAAAUUUGUUGUUUGUAGCCCCUAUCUAUUAAUUGGUGGUGUUAAUGAUGGGUUUGCUCAGGUAUUGGACAAAUUGAAGAACAUUGGAUUUGAAUCAAGCUGGGUUGAAGAACAACUGACUGAUGAUAGUUCCUAUAACUGGAAGAAAAUUCUUGGGUUGCUUUUCUGGUUUAAACAGAUGGGUUACUGUAAUGAGAAGUUGGCUGAUUUAAUCAGGCAACAUCCAGAUUUUUUAUUUGAGGAUUCAGGAAGUAAAUCACUUUCCUUAAUUGGGUUAUUACUGAAAAUGGGAUCCUCAAUGAACCAGAUAUGUUCCGUGUUCCUGCAAUUCCCUCAAAUCCGAGUUAGUAAGUUUGUAUCAAAUAUGAGGCAAUGCCUUUUGUUCUUCAGUGAAAUAGACAUGGGUGUGCAAGAGAUAGGAUACCUUUUCAGAUCACAUCCCUUGUUAUUGGGAUUGUGUACCCUGAAAAAGACUAGCAGCUUGCUCGCUAACUUGAACGUCGGGAAGAAACGGCUAUGUCAAUUUAUCUUAGAGAAACCAGAAGAAUUGAAGAACUGGAAGCUCGGGACAAGAGUUCCACCACUACCAGACUCUGAAAAUCGAUCAAAGCAACAGAAAACUCAGUUCUUGUUGAAAUUAGGUCUAGAAGAAAACUCGAGGGAGAUGAAAGAAGCAUUCAAGGUGUUUCGAGGUAAGGGAGCAGAGCUUCAAGAGCGGUUUGAUUGUAUUGUUGAAGCUGGCAUUGAUGAGAAGGAUGUUUACAAAAUGAUUGAAGUUUCUCCACAAAUCCUUAACCAAACAAAAUAUAUAAUAGAAGAAAAGAUAGAUUUUCUUUUGAAUAAUUUGGGGUACCCUGCUUCAUCAUUAGUAAGUUUCCCUUCCUAUCUUAGCUAUACAACUCAGAGGGUCACUCUUAGGUUCUUAAUGUAUAGUUGGCUCAAGGAACAAGGAACAGCCGACCCGAUGUUGGCAUUGAGCACUAUUGUUGCGUGUUCGGAAAAAAAAUUUCUAAGACAGUAUGUCAAUCAUCAUCCCAGAGGCAUGGAAGUUUGGCAGAAGUUGAAGAGAGAAAUAUAUUCAGAUUCUAUGCCAACAUAUUCUCUAGCUCAUUAGACCGAUCUUAUUUUAACAUAUUCUUUGCACCAAUCGAUAACCAAUUGCUUCAUAGCUGUUAUACUACAAGUUUUCAAUAAUUAAUGGAAUUGAAGGCUAAUCUGCUGUAAAGUUUGUGGAGAAGUGUGAUAUUCUAUUGAACCAGAGCAAGUUUUCCUUGUCCAGUGAAAUAACAGUUGAAAUUCGAAAUACUGUAUCAUUUUCACAACGUUUUGGUGGUCCUCUUGGGGCAGUGUAACACAGCAUUAUUUUGCUCAUUACUCACUAUUCAAGCUUCUUUUAACAUAGUAAUUACAAAUCAUGGAAAUUUGAGACAUUCUUUUCUUUACUCACUAAAUGCCCUAGAGGUAUAUCUUAUGUGCUUUUGCGGCAAAGCGUUAUACCUCUCAUUCUAUCAAUGACCAAGUAUUUAUGGCACUUUAGCUUAUGACCAAGUAUAUCUUAUGAUUGCAUUUUUAGUAUUUAUGGCACUUUUUCUGUGGA
Messenger RNA from Benincasa hispida (wax gourd), 2555 nucleotides. The record is from RefSeq and is a predicted model, not a curated record. Lineage: Eukaryota; Viridiplantae; Streptophyta; Magnoliopsida; Cucurbitales; Cucurbitaceae.